AUGACAGACUUUUUGCGCCCACCGCGAUGUCCGCCCCUCCGGCAGGCCCGAGGGACGGUGCUUAAUACCAUAAUCGAAGACAACCGCGAAUCGCUCGCGGAAAAGGGCGCUGGUAGCCCACCACACACAGCCAAACCCGUCAUCAGCCCCAAGCUGACCCUGAAGACGAGUGGUCUUCAAACCCCGAAGAAUGCGCGACUCGCCCGCCUGAUGUCGCCUCUGUCGGCAGGGACGACUUCCUCGUGCUCGGAUACGGAAUGGCAGCAGCAGAUGCAGGGAUUCGACGAUCUGUACGAUGCCACGGAGGAUGAAGAUAUGGAUGAUGACUACUCGACCGAUGUCAGCUUGAGUGACAGCUGCUUCUCCGCGCCAAAUACAAGGCCUGGGAGCCUUGUGACACCAAUAACAAGGAACUCCCUCACCUCCACGGGGAGUACUCGCAAGCGUGGCCUGACCCUCGACAUCCCAUCGCCCAGCGUGCGGCUCUCUAUGAAUGGAGCCUGCAAGAGCUCGCCCAUCCCACCGACCCCUCCACCCAAGAUCCCCGUUUCACCCGCGGCUCUUUCGAUGCUCGCCCGGUCUGUGCCUGCGUCGCAUGCGCCGCCCUCACUUGAUGGCAGUAUAUCCUCCGACCAGGAAUCCAACCUCAGUGCGCUCGCUACGCCAGAUACCCACUCCCUUCCGGACACCAACUGGGAUGCCCAUGAUAUCCAUGUUCGACCAGAUCUAGAUGGAAGCGAGCGCGGAGACCUAGGCAAUGAAGAAUCCAGUCCCAAUCUCGAAGAAGUGCCAAUCGCCCUGGAGAAUACCCAUGAGGACUGGCGCCAUGUCCUCGGCCGUUUCCCUCAGAUUCCCUCGACUCUCCACCAGCAAGAUGGCGAUGAACUGUCCCGAGAACCGACUCCCUCCGAUGGCGGCUUGUUCCUGCCCGAUGGCGCUCUGGCCAUGCUCCAGCACAUUCCCCUCAACGGCACACCAGAGGCAUGGUCUGAGACCUCCUCGAGCAAUGGAGAGAUGUGGCAGCUGCAAGCACCUCCCAGUCGCCCACGAAGCGCCGAAGGUGCCACGCCUGCAUCAGAAUUGUCUAGCUACAGCUUCAGUGACCUGAGCAUCCCAUCGCCUGGGGGUUUCUUUGCCUCUCUGGGUCCGCGUGCCCGCCAUACCUGGUCUAUCCCGAAUCACAAUCACGUCCCAAACUCGGCCACCGCGGAAGGUUUCUACAAUCUGCCCUGGCGUCAAGAUCAAGGAGAGGUAGUCGAGCAAGUAAUCGAAUGGCGUGGACGUCCGGAUGAGGAAGAUCCAGACACCGCAAUCCGUGAUGGUCCUCCAACUGCCGUUCGGAUUCCAUGUGACACCCCCACUCAGUCUCAACACGCGACUCGCCAGGAGAGCCCCAUCAGUGUGGCUUUUGAUGCUGUCCAGGAGAUUCCCCGAUCUGGAAAUAUUUAUGAGUAUGAUGAAUGCUACGAUCAGGAACUGCAGGAACGUGCUGCCGGCAGCCUUGACCGAACCAGUAUCUGGCUUGCUGCCCAGGCGUCCUACAUGGCUGCUUUGAACGAGACCAACCCCAUCAAUGAGAUUGAUUCAGCAGCUGAAGUCACUGAUACUGGAGAGGAAGAGCUCUUGGAGCAUGAUGAUGCUGGUGCCAAGAAGGCAGUUCGGUUUGCCGAAGGUGUCCCUGAAGCCAUCAGCCCCUGUCCUCCAAUUCUUGCUAGCAAGGACUCUAUCUACUGGCGAGGUUUCCAGUCCAUCCGGCAACGCGCUGAUAAGACCGACGGCUUCCUUCAUCGCAACAUGCGCUUCGACGCGAUUCAGUCUUUCAGGAUUGGGAUGGUUGAUAUGCACAUCAACUGUCUGACAGGCAAGUAUGAGCUUGUCCGCCCAGAGCGACCGGCGUAUAAAGGACCAUUCUCCAAGGCACCGCGCAACUCAAUUAUCACCUCGGAUCUUGCCGAGAAGGCCCAAUUCUCCAAGCUCGAGAAGGAGCAGCUCGUUCUGUCCCAGCUGUGCCAGCCCAUGUGGGCAAUGGAUGCUCUACGAUCGCUCAAUGGUGGCAAGUUGCUCACAAGCCCAGCUGGCAAGCGUAUUUCACGGACACUGCAAUCUUCCAAUCCUCAGGAUGACCAGAAGCGGAAGCCGAUCCGUAUCCUGGAUCUUGGUGGCCACGCCGCCUGUGAGUGGGCAUGGCAUGCUGCUCAUGAAUUCCCUGAUGCAAAGGUCUACUCAGUCAUUAAGGGUAGCCAAGUCAAGAACAAUGGGAUAAAAGGACCUCGAAAUCACAGAACAGUUUCCGUGUCGAACCUCUGGGAGCUGCCAUUCAAGAACAAUCAAUUCGAUGUCAUCACCACACGCUCUUUGCAUGCUCUGUUGAAGAGUGAGUGCCCCACCAGUCUCGACCGAGAUGAGUAUGACCUCGUCCUGAAGGAGUGCCGUCGCUGCCUUAAGCCUGGUGGUUACCUUGAGUUCAUGCUCCUGGAUGCGGAGAUCUCGCACGCCGGCCCACUGGCAACCGCUUCUUCUGUGGAGUUCGCAUUCAACCUCCGCACUCGUGGUUACGAUCCUGUCGCAUCCAAGAGCUUCCUCUCUCGGUUGCGCGCCGGCGGCUUUGUCGACAUCAAGCGUGCCUGGAUGUUCCUUCCCAUGGGCAUGGAGCCCGUGGAGACGCAGCCUCCACGCGAGACACCAGCUCCACGGGUGCACAGUCAAAUUGAGGAUUAUGAAGCGGUUCAGGGACCAGUUGGUAGUACUGGGGAUAUCGCGAGUAUUACAGGAGUUCUUGGUGGAUGGAUGUGGGAGCAGUGGUUUGUUCAGUUGCGGAUGGAGAUGGGUCGCGAUCGGGCCAAGCUCCUUGAGGGACUUGGUGCUAUGUUUGAUGAAGGACGGAAGACUGGUGCAGGCUGGACCUGUUUGUCUGGAUGGGCGAUGAAGCCGAGGCGCAGACGUGUUGUUCACCACUAA
Molecule: messenger RNA, 2958 nt
Organism: Penicillium argentinense
Lineage: Eukaryota; Fungi; Ascomycota; Eurotiomycetes; Eurotiales; Aspergillaceae
Exons: 1
Coding region: 1-2958 (985 amino acids)
Molecular function (GO): S-adenosylmethionine-dependent methyltransferase activity
Source: RefSeq, a predicted model, not a curated record